Hermetia illucens (black soldier fly) is the source of this 883-nucleotide messenger RNA. RefSeq names its product transcription initiation factor TFIID subunit 12 (gene Taf12). Gene Ontology annotation, molecular function: protein heterodimerization activity; DNA binding; TBP-class protein binding. The coding region runs from base 305 to 727 and encodes 140 amino acids. Gene Ontology annotation, biological process: DNA-templated transcription initiation; RNA polymerase II preinitiation complex assembly. The transcript is spliced from 4 exons. Gene Ontology annotation, cellular component: transcription factor TFIID complex; SLIK (SAGA-like) complex; SAGA complex. Lineage: Eukaryota; Metazoa; Arthropoda; Insecta; Diptera; Stratiomyidae. The record is from RefSeq and is a predicted model, not a curated record.
AGUAGUCGAUAGUGUGCGAUGUCAAGUUGACGGUAGUAAUUCGAUGCCGUAAACAAGUUGCGGACAAAUGUUUGGCAUUUCUUCUGAUUACAGUCGUGUAAUAGCUUCCUGUAUUUAUCUUUCUCUACGCUAUUCACAUUUCUAGGGUUUCAAAGCAUUUGCUCACAAAAAAGUUAGAAAAAUAUCACGAAACCCAAGAACCAAAUAAUUUCUUCUUCACCCCACAAACUUGAACGAAGCAUUCUCAGUGUAUAGCAACAGCAACGGCGACCCAGCCAGCAAUAACCCCGACAGUAACCCUGCCAUGGCAUCCCCGUCGCAAAACAGUCCCCUUUCAAACGCCGGAAUCUCAUCGAACCAAUCGAAUGCCGCAGGAAAAACGAAUAGUGUAGACGCUCAGGGACCGGUUCUAACAAAGCCUCGCCUGCAGGAAUUGGUGCGCGAAGUAGACCCCACCGAGCAGUUAGACGAAGAAGUUGAAGAGCUGCUACUCCAAAUCGCAGACGAUUUUGUAGAAGACACCGUGAAGGCUGCCUGUGCGUUCGCCAAACACCGAAAAGUAUCGAAAAUCGAAGUGCGGGAUGUGCAAUUGCACCUGGAAAGGAAAUGGAAUAUGUGGAUUCCUGGCUUUGGCACGGAUGAAUUGCGACCGUACAAACGGGCGACGGUUACAGAAGCACACAAGCAGAGGCUCGCGCUGAUUAGGAAGACAAUUAAGAAGUACUGAUGGCGCGAUAUUGUCGCAUGGUCACAUUUAUUUGUUUCUAAGUGUAAUUACUUUUGGUUAUUCUAGACUGAGUUUUUAAGCGGUUAUUCAUGUAAAUCAAAUUACAGUUUUGUAUAUCGGUUUGACUGGAAAUUCUAUUAAAUUUUUGAUAAUUGA